Episyrphus balteatus (marmalade hoverfly) is the source of this 4170-nucleotide messenger RNA. RefSeq names its product dynactin subunit 1 (gene DCTN1-p150). Bases 314 to 3994 code for a protein of 1226 amino acids. The transcript is spliced from 3 exons. The record is from RefSeq and is a predicted model, not a curated record. NCBI's taxonomy places the organism in Eukaryota, Metazoa, Arthropoda, Insecta, Diptera, Syrphidae. Gene Ontology annotation, biological process: establishment of mitotic spindle orientation; nuclear migration. Gene Ontology annotation, cellular component: spindle pole; microtubule associated complex; axon.
UCUGGUAACACUAUUGACAACAAUCAUCAGUCAUCUGCGUUCCUGUAUUUUUUUUUGCAAAAAACCAAAAUCCACAAAGUUUUUUCAGAAAUACAAAAAAGUUUUUAACAAAUUCCAAGUGUUUUUUACCCCAAAUAAACCCUGGAAUCACUUUAAAUAUAAAAAAAAUAAUUCCAAUACAAAUAUUCUGGAUACAGUUGAUUUGUAUUCGCAAAGGUGGUUCCACUUGGCGACUACGUCACUCAUUGGGAGAGCCUCAAUCUCUGCAAUACAAAAUAUCACCUCAAGAAUAUAUUAGUCGCAACCCUAAACGAUGUCUGAAAAGACCAUUAAAGUAAAUGCCCGAGUCGAGAUCGCCGGAAAAGGUGUCCGAGGCAAGGUUGCUUAUGUUGGCGUCACCGGAUUCGCCGGUGGCAAAUGGGUCGGAGUCAUACUCGAUGAACCAAAAGGUAAGAACAAUGGCAGUGUAAAAGGUCAUUCCUAUUUCCACUGCAUCGACAAGUACGGCACAUUUGUCCGUCCCACUCAGUUGAUUCUGCUCGACGAGUCUACCGAAGAUCUCACAGACGGUACACCGACCACACCUCAACCCACAACCACUCGAUCUCGAUUGAGCACUUCUCGUACUUCUCUUUCUUCAAGUAGACAAAGUCUAACCGGUUCCCGGACACAACUCUCAACUUCUUUGACUGAACGCAACUUUACCGCAGGCAGAAAAAGCCUAAUGACACCGCCGACAACAACUGCAACGGCAACUUCUUCCACAGCUUCUUCAUCUGAAUCUCAUCCAUCUUCGAAGCGAGCUUCUUUUGUCGAAACUGGGUUUUUAGAGAUUUUAAAGCCACAAUUUACUCCCAGUCAGCCAAUUCGGUCCCCCUCGUUUACUGCUCCUCCUCCAACUAUGAGUGCUCAAGCUGCUGCUGAAGAAAAAGCAACUAAUGCUGAACAACAACAAAUAAUCGAGGGGCUUAAAAGUCAAGUUGAUGAUUUGACUGAAAAACUAGAAACACUCAAGCAGCGUCGCUCUGAGGACAAGGAACGUCUGCGAGAGUUCGACAAAAUGAAAAUUCAAUUCGAACAGAUGCAAGAGUUUAGGUCGAAAAUAAUGAAUGCCCAAGCUCAGCUUCAAAGAGACUUGCAAAGAGCAAAGCAAGAAGCUAAAGAUGCAAUCGAGGCUAAGGAACGUCAUGCUCAAGAAAUGGCCGAUUUGUCAGAUAACGUUGAAAUGAUAACUCUUGACAAGGAAAUGGCAGAGGAAAAGGCCGACACUCUUCAGCUGGAACUAGAUUCCACUAAAGAAAAGAUUGAAGAGUUGACUCUUGAUUUGGAGCUUUUGCGGGCAGAAGUCCAGAACAAGGCUGAAUCAGAACAUGGCAACAGGCCUAGUGGCGAUGGCACUGUUAGUGCUUAUGAAAUUAAGCAACUCGAGCAACAAAAUCAUCGCUUGAAGGAAACACUUGUCCGUCUUCGUGACUUAAGUGCACACGAUAAACACGAUAUUCAAAAAUUAGCCAAGGAACUUGAAAUGAAAAAGUCUGAAGUAACUGAAUUGGAACGUACAAAGGAAAAACUGUCUGUAAAGUUGGAUGAACUGGAAGCAACUGUUGCUGAUUUGCAGGAACAAGUGGAUGCUGCUUUGGGUGCUGAAGAAAUGGUUGAACAAUUGGCGGAGAAAAAAAUGGAAUUAGAAGACAAAGUAAAGUUACUCGAGGAAGAAGUUUCCCAAUUGGAAGCUCUUGAAGAAAUACACGAGCAGUUGGUGGAAAGUAAUCAUGACUUGGAAAUGGAUUUGCGCGAAGAACUCGACAUGGCAAAUGCUGCCAAGAAAGAGAUUCUCCGUGAACGGGAUGCUGCCAUUGAAACAAUAUACGAUCGCGAUCAGACUUUGAUAAAGUUCCGUGAAUUGGUACAAAAAUUAAAUGAAAAUAUUAUCGAACUACGUGAAAAGAACUCGGAAACAUCUGCUGCAAUGAAAACAUCAAUGCCGGAUGUAGGAGGAAAGAAAGACGCACUUGUAAAUGAUUCCAUUGACUAUAAACAGAUGUUUGCCGAAUCGAAGGCCUACACUAGAGCAAUUGAUGUUCAACUAAGACAAAUCGAAUUGACUCAGGCUAAUGAAAGAGUUCAAAUGCUAACGGCUUUCAUGCCAGAUUCAUUCAUGAAUCGUGGUGGAGACCACGAUUCGAUAUUGGUUAUUUUACUUGUCGCUCGAAUUGUAUUCAAAUGUGGCAUUGUUGUUAGCCAGACGCGGGAAAGAUUCCCAGCCGUUGACAAUAUUACCAAGGACGCUGUCAUUCAGGGUCAUAGUGUGCAUCAAUUUGCUUUCAAGUCUAGAUUAUUGCACUACAUUCAUAACCUGCAGUGUGCUUUGCAUCAAAUUCUAUAUGGAUUGAACUGUUGUCAGCCUGAUACUCUGCUCAGAGCAGGUGGAUCGCUUCCUGAAAUGAUUGCACAGGAAAAAACAGUCGAUUCGAUUAUAGAACUGCUGAAGCAAAAUCAACUCGAUGAGAAUUCAUUCACGGAAAACAUUGAAAAAUGUGUUUCCUUCUUCAAUGCUAUGAAUUCUGUUCUUUUAGCUGGAGAGGAUCUUCUCAAUGAAACACAAAUGAUUAGAGAUUGUGUUGCUUCGCUGGGAUCUGCCUGUGAUUCUAUACUCACAGAUGCUUCUAUGAUUCGCGCAAUUAUUCGAGAAACAACCGAUACCAGCGACACAAUACUCCUGAUGCAAUAUGUCAUAGAAAAUGCCGACAGCGUGAAACAAAAUAUAAAAUUGAUUAAACGUCGCCUGCCUCAAGAUCUCCAUGUGGUUAAAUGCAAUAUAUCGCCACAUAAAAUCGAAACUAUGCGCACAAUUACAGGUUCAUUGAGUAAAAUAAUGUCUGCUCUGCACAUCGCUUCCAAACAGGCUGUGCAAACAAUAAAUUCAUCAAUUGAAAGCGAUAACGCAGCAGAGACAACUAUUGAACACUCCAAGUUCUGGGAAAUUCUCUCAUCGGCUUGCGAACGUGUAUACGAACAAGACGAUAGAGGACCAUCGCAGAACUUUAAGGCUGUUCUGGCUCCUGCCAACACCGAUCUAGCUCAGCUCGCUCAAUAUCUGCUGGAUAACGAGUAUGAGAUAAUGUCUAGAGCCAAUGCGAGGGCCGCUGAGAAGCAGGUUUCUCCGAUUUUAUUGCGUGCUCAGUUCAUAAAGAAGCAAUUGGAACAGAAGAAUGUUCUGGCUGCUACACUGGAAAAUCGCGAGGCUGAUAUAAAGCAAUUAAAGUUAGCUGCCAAGAUGAAACAGAGUGAACUCUCCGAGAUGCAAAUACGCAAAGAUAUCGCAGAGAAAAAGCUGUCGGUGCUACAGCAUGAUCAUGAGGUGACAAUUGAAAAAUUGAAGCGACAAUAUGAGGAGACUUACGAUCUUCUUAAAAAGAAGGAGAAGGAGUUUGAAGAUACAAUGGAUCAUUUGCAGAGUGACAUUGAAGCUUUGGAGAGUGAGAAGUCGACGUUACGUGAAAAACUAAAACUUAACACAGGUAGCACUUCAAAGAGAAGUGACACAACAACUCCUGCUUCGUCAACAACUGUGAGCACUACUGUAACUGCGGGCUCGCCAAUACUGGCGGAAGAGGUUAACCUCCUGAAGAGUGUGCUUAUAGGAGAACGUAACGAACGAUUGCGCUUGCAAGCUGAUUCGAUCAAACAAAAGUUAAAGAAAUUCGAUCCCAUUCACGUGCCUCGAGCCAAGGAUAAACGUAUUAUUGAGCUAGAAAAUCAGUUGGCAAAAAUGAAGCACGAAUGGGCAUUGUCAUAUUUGAGAACAUCGCCCUCGACUAAAGCUUCAAGUAUUGAAAUGUAUAGAAAACAGAAAAUAGCAAUUGAAAAAGAAGUCAGAGUACUGGCAUCUGAGGUGCUUGAUGAAUAUUUUCAUAGAAAUCCCCAUCGGGCAGCGCCCUCAGACUUUUCUCAAUUCCCAACAGUCGAAGUUAAAAAAGUAUUUCAAAUGUAAAAUUAACUCAAAUACUCCUUAAUUUUUUUUAUCAUUUAAGUUAUAAACAAAAAGACACUAUAAGCGCGGCAGCCAUUGUGCACUAAAACCUUAAAAAAAAUCAAAAUUAACUGUAAUACAUUAUUCUAACUUAUUUAUAUGAAAAUUAUUAAAAUAAAUUGUUAUAAAAACAAUCA